Paramacrobiotus metropolitanus is the source of this 4228-nucleotide messenger RNA. Its product is annotated as DNA-binding protein RFX2-like. Lineage: Eukaryota; Metazoa; Tardigrada; Eutardigrada; Parachela; Macrobiotidae. Gene Ontology annotation, biological process: regulation of transcription by RNA polymerase II. The coding region runs from base 2127 to 3881 and encodes 584 amino acids. The record is from RefSeq and is a predicted model, not a curated record. The transcript has 13 exons. Gene Ontology annotation, molecular function: DNA-binding transcription factor activity, RNA polymerase II-specific; RNA polymerase II cis-regulatory region sequence-specific DNA binding.
UGCAUAUGUACUCCGCCAAAAUUAGUGUUUGUAGACGAGAACUGGGAUAUGUUUAACAGCAUAAGAAUAUGCCGAUCAGUUUGUGCACUUCUAUCGCUUCUGUAUGUCCCUGUGCAUUUUCGAAAGGGGUUAGCUAGUUAUUAAGUUAGCGAAAUGUUAUGCGUGUACGUUGUAUAUAAAGUAGUCGAUCUGAAAUUUCGAGGUUCCACCUAAACAGCCCGGUAAAGGAUGCCGUUUCUUGAUCACGCUUUUGCACGAUCUGUGAAGGCAAAUCUUUUCGGAGCAGGUUGGCGCUGAUUUUAAUCCCGUUUUCCUCCAGUUCAGUUAUACACUGUUUCCAGAAUUCAUUGUCGGAUUUACAGAUACAAGUUAGUGGCAUCGCAGUCUACGAAUUACAGUAUACAAUCGCCGCAAUCAUGGGCGCGUCCGAAUAUUCACCGGUCGGCGGUUCCGAAAAUACUGCUUCAAAUAGCAUUUCCGAACGCUCUGCGGAAACCGAUUCCGAGAAUGCAGCUGCUGGGAGCACUUCCGAAUCACGCACCUUGGAGGCCAAAAGCAGAUUUUCCAGAUUUAUGCAAAAAGUCGCUCGAACUUGGUUCUGCCGUGUGCUUUAUGCCUGGCGAGGUGGCAUCUUCAUCAAUUUCUUCACAAUAUUCGCAUGCUUUUGACACUUGGGAGAUGUUAUUACAUGUGCAUUGUGCUACCUGAAAACAUAUCCGGACAAUAUAAUUUCCACGACCAUUUAAUGCCGCAGUCCACAGCGGAAGUUAAUUACGCAGCGGCUGUCACCGUCCUUUGGUUACUCUAUGGCGUUUUGUUCCCCGCGAUUAAUAUCGCAUUAUUGGCGUACAUAUUUCAACUCGAUCUUUCCUAUAUUCUGUCGUGGUGGAAAGCUAUUGAGCAUGCGGACAUAACGUGUACAACCAACUUUAUUUUGGCAAGAUUGCUGGAAGUCCGCAAACUGCGAGUGGGCCUUAUAGCUGAAAUUGUUGUACCGUCUGUCCACUUCGCCGUCGUCGCGGUGUACACAACUUGGCACUACUAUUCUGGAUUGACAGUGUGUCCGUACGAAAGUCCAGUCGUACGGAUUUUCAUGGCCGCGAUUGUAAUGGAAGCCCCGCAUAUUAUUUUGGCCUCGUUGGCUGCGUGUACUGCACAGUAUUGGGAGGCAACGAUAUUAAAACGAUGGUAUGGCAAAUGGGUAGCCGCUAAGAAUGUGAAAGCGGACAUCGAUUUCCCUGUCAAAAAUUGGAUCUUUUACGAGGAUUAUGUCCAAAUGCUGGAGCUAUUUAAUUCAGCAAUAAAAGAACAGCAAUCCGCCUUAUGCCCAGAUAACCCGAACGAAAUUCCUGUCCUACGCCCAUUUUGAACCAUCCGUGUCUUCACCACGAAACCUGUGGAAAAUUGGACACUAGCGGACGUCAGGCAGACCAUGCAUCUGUAAUACUGGACUCUCGAGCGUGGGUGUAUACGGUACCCUUUGCUCGGUGGCGGCUACAGAUCAAGAGUUGCCUGCCGCCUGGGUUAGACGGUUUCAACUUCUAUAGGCUACUCAUUUCCGGUCUUGUUAACAGGCGUCGUUUGUUAAACUGUUCCCGAUUAUUUCAAAAGUCAGUACUGCUUUAACUUCCCAUUUCUUGGUUUGUUUCUUCUUUUUGCAUCGUACUAUUGUUGUUUAUUGUGAUUAGUCUGAAACUUGGGGGAUGUGGGUUCCGUUGUAAUUUCUUAGCGUGAACUGUGGUCGAGUGGCGAUGGUUGUAGGACUUGUAUCUGCAUUUUCUGUUUAAAAUGCAGAGUUUCGUGAUUGCGAAUGGACGGGUGUGAAUAAAUCCGAGACGGACGAGUUCCUUCACCUUCUUGACUCCCAUUUGCAGUUACCGUUUGUUUGCUCUUUGCGGGACUGAGUUUACCAGUUAUCAGAAAAUGCAGCAGUGUUUACGCUUUAAUCACAAAUGAGUUCGACUGAGCGCAAUCUGGACGAAAAUCUCGUAUAAUUGCAACGCUUUUGCGUUGUUAUUUAAUUCCAGUGGGAGUGUGGAUCCUUUUCUGUGAUUUCCUGGCUAAAUUAGUGGCCGCGAAUGCAGACGGUUUUAUCGUUUAUUAAAGAUUUUAUGUGGUUUUAACCAAUGGAUCGAGCGGAAAGUAUUUCUUCCACGGGUUCGGUUUCGGAUCGUGAUGGUGACGGUGCGGAAGUAUUUGGACAAGAUGCUGGCGGGAAUGUUCGCGCAAAUCCGCUUACGAUUCAGUGGUUGGUGGAGCAUUUCGAGCUGGCGGAAGGAGUCAGUUUGCCGCGAUCGACCAUUUUUACGCACUAUAUGCGACACUGCCAGGAGAAGUCCAUUGAAGCCAUGAAUCCGGCCACUUUCGGCAAAACCAUUCGAUCUGUAUUCAGCGGACUGAAGUCGAGAAGAUUAGGGACGAGGGGACAUUCGCGGUAUCAUUAUUAUGGACUGCGGAUUAAGACUCAGUCUCCGUUAGCGGAAACCAGCAAACCCGAUGAUCCUACAUCCGUCCAUUCCAAACCCGGUGUUGUGAAGCCUUCGAAAUUAAGAAGCAUGGUCACUCCCGCCAUGUCCGGCUCCGUUCCCCGCUCACAUAGUCCGUCGUUUGAGCGGCAAGUGUCGGCCAAUUCGGCAUCGACUGCCGCUGCUGCGGGAUCAUCCUCCCUGCAGUUGAACGGGGAUGAAUUUGAGCAUUUGGGAGUGCCGCAGCGCACGGUACCGACGUUGCUGUUGAACGAUACUGAGUGGGAACGGGUGGAUGCGCUGGUGACAAAGGCCUCUAUUUAUCCUAUCACCUCUAAUGAUCUCAGGAUGUUUCGUGAUUUAUAUCGCAAUCAUUGUGAAGCCAUAAUGGAUGCCGUUCGGAGUUUGAAAUUUAUCGCCGUGGAAGCAUUGUGGGCGUCCUUUUGGAGAUCACGUUACGACGAGGAAGCGGAAAAACUGCUGCCUUUCGAUAAAUUCUACCUCGUUAUUGGCUGCAAUGCUGUGCAGGAUCUCAUUAUUGCCAUGGAUGUUGAAUUUUUUAACACAUUGGCAAAAGUUCUAAUCCAGGAUGUGCUGAGACCGAUCCCUAGUAGUUUGACGCAAGUGAUUCGUAAUUUUGCCAAAAGUAUGGAGGGAUGGGUGAGAGAAAGCAUGUCCAAGAUGCCACGACGAUUGGUGCAUCUUAAGUUGCUUGCUGCAAGUGCAUUAGCUCAGACACUCCGUCGUUACACUUCCUUAAAUCACCUUGCUCAAGCGGCUCGCACCGUCCUGACGAAUCCCGCACAAACCGGCACAAUGCUGGCGGAUAUAUCCCGGCUGGACAUGAACAGUAUUUACGAGCAGGGAAGUUUAAUGUGUCCUUGUGAUUUUCCCGCGGUGAAACGGUAUUCUGACGAAUUCAAAGCGCUCUUGUCAGAAUACGACGCAUGUGAACGAUGGCCCACAUGGAUUGAAAAGAUUCUGGAUACAGUGUUGGGGAAUUGUACCAAAACUACCGUGACCGAUGUCUCGCAAGAAUUUUGCCAGAAAUGGUCGUAUUUUAGUUCCCUUGUAAUUCGCGAUCUGACCUUGCGAAGUGCAGCCAGUUUUGGUUCCUUUCAUCUGAUACGGUUGCUGUUCGAUGAAUACGUCGUGUAUGCUGUUGAACAACGAACAGCGCGUUUCUACAACAUCUCGUCGCUGCAGUUAUUCUUUAAUCAUCUUGCCCGGUUGCAUCCGUUCUCCGAUGCGGAAGUCAUGCUGCCCGGUCGCGUUAGUGUCCAUCCGGCCUUCGCCCGUCUCGCGGACUCCUCAUCGGCCACCGGCCAACCGUCCUCUUCCCGGUCGCCCCGAAGGUACGCUGACGAUAGUGGCAGCUCGGUGGGAAUGCCAUUAAAACGGUUCCAUUCCACUUGAGAAACCUAUCAUCCAUACUUUGCACAGUCUCUAUACGCAACAUUGGCUAACCGCACACAAACACACCGUACAAUUGUUAGUUUAGAUAUGUAUCUGUUAUGUUGUUUUAUCUCCAGUUUGAUCUUUUUAACUGGCUGGCUUUCAUUGUGCUUUCGUGCUGACUCGAUAUAGCUCAGGUAACGGUGUGGCUUUUAUUGCUUUUGCAGUUCUUUGGGGUAAACUGUAGGUUUUUAUGGAGAUAUUAAUUGUUUUUAUCUUGGUUUUAAUUAGAUUUCUAAAUCUGGUUCUACUUAUGCCCGGCGAAAUUUUAUUGAUUUUAUUAAUGUGAAGGUGGAUUUCCAUCUAUG